AUGCGAAUCCAGAAGGCUGCGCGCGUCAUCCUCGUCGGUGCACCAGGCGUGGGCAAGGGCACGCAGUCCGAGCGCCUCUUGGGUCGCUUCCCUCAGCUUGCGCAUCUGAGCUCGGGCGACCUGCUGCGACACAAUGUGAAGACGCGGACGCCCCUGGGCAUCAAGGUCGAGAGCACCAUGAAGGCGGGUGGCCUCGUCUCCGACGACCUCAUCCUGCGCCUGAUUCGCAACGAGCUCAGCAGCCGCGGCUGGCUCACUCACAAUGGCCGCCCACCCGUCAUAACCCUAGCCUCUGCAGGGCUGUCCAGUGGCGCCGACCCCGAAACGGUAGCCGACUCCGAGGCCGGCGUCGCUGCGUUCCUCUCACAACAGUCCACACCGGACCCGACAACAAGCACUGUAGCCUCCUCCUCUUCUGCCUCGACGACUGGCCUCUCCGACGACCCCUCUGCUUCCUUCUUGCUCGACGGCUUCCCCCGCACGGCCAGCCAGGCGGCCCAGCUCGACACCUUUGUGCCCAUCAACCUUGUCGUGUCGCUCAAGACGCCCUUUUCUGUGAUGCUAGCGCGCAUCAGCGGCCGCUGGGUCCAUGAGCCGUCCGGCCGUGUCUACAACGAGACGUUCAAUGCGCCCAAGGUCCCCGGCCGCGACGACGUCACCGGCGAACCGCUGGUCCGCCGUGCCGACGACAGCGAGGCGGUCUACCGCGCGCGCUUCAACAAGUUUGAGGAAACGAGCGCGCCGCUGCUGGACCACUACGCGCGGCAGGGCGUGCUGUGGGAGGUUGAGGGCAUGACCAGCGACGAGAUCACGCCGAAGCUAGUAGCCGAGUUUGAGCGGCGGUUCUGCACAUCUCAGGACUGCUAG
Molecule: messenger RNA, 867 nt
Organism: Sporothrix brasiliensis 5110
Lineage: Eukaryota; Fungi; Ascomycota; Sordariomycetes; Ophiostomatales; Ophiostomataceae
Product: adenylate kinase
Exons: 2
Coding region: 1-867 (288 amino acids)
Biological process (GO): nucleobase-containing compound metabolic process
Cellular component (GO): cytoplasm; mitochondrion
Molecular function (GO): ATP binding; AMP kinase activity
Source: RefSeq, a predicted model, not a curated record